Molecule: messenger RNA, 6405 nt
Organism: Corythoichthys intestinalis (scribbled pipefish)
Lineage: Eukaryota; Metazoa; Chordata; Actinopteri; Syngnathiformes; Syngnathidae
Gene: thrap3a
Product: thyroid hormone receptor associated protein 3a
Exons: 10
Coding region: 2519-5185 (888 amino acids)
Biological process (GO): positive regulation of transcription by RNA polymerase II
Cellular component (GO): mediator complex
Molecular function (GO): DNA binding; transcription coregulator activity
Source: RefSeq, a predicted model, not a curated record
GUUACUACCUGUGUGGCGUGCCUUUCACCAUCAGGACAGACCACGCUGCACUACAGUGGCUGAUGUCCUUCAGAGAUCCUGAAAGACAGGUGGCACGUUGGCUGGAGGAGCUCCAGUCAUUUAACUUCAGCAUGUUUUAUCAGGCCGGGGCGCUCUCCAGUCCCAGCGUCUCUGAAAGGGAACGCGCUUGGUUACAGACAUUACAGUACUAUAGUAACAUAAGUACAGUACUGAAACCAUACUUCAACUGUCAUGGCAAAAACAACAAAGAAAUGAUUGUUGUCAGCAGCGUUGUUUCCGUCUACGAUGACAAUAACGAACGUAUUUCGUCAACUAAAUUUAUUUUCAUGACAAUGACGUCAUGAUGACGUGCUGAAAACGUGUCUUGGGAGACUAAAACAUGACGAGAUGGAUGCCAGUUGUCAUCUUACGACACGAGAUGAAAAUUCACCAUAGAUUCCGUCAAAUUCACAAUGUGUGAUAUUUUCUCAAUGUAUGUGUAAUUACAACACAUUUAGCAGAGUUAGGUCGUGUCACUCAUUUGACGUGCUGUGCCUCCCCACCGCCCCCGCUUUCUCACUGGUUGAUGAGUAAGCCAGUGCCCAUUCCAGGCUCAUUUUGUGAAGCAUGUGUGUCAGGUGUUGCUCGGUAAGCUUUGCUUUAUCUUGACUAGAUAAGCCAUGUUGCUUUGGCCUUUAAAGGUCUGUGUUGAGUGAUCAUCACACACUAAACUAAGUUGUAGCGUUAGCAUUAGCUUUUAGCGCGGUGACUCGGUGUCUUCUUAAACUCUUGGAAAACAUUUUACAUAGAGUUCGUGGCUUUCAGGUGAGUUUAAUUAUUGCAAAUAAUGUGCUGUUUUCCUGCUGAGUGUGUAUUAUCCUCAUGAAAAUAGUGAUGUCCUUGUAGACUCUACAGUUCUGUGUUCAUCUGUCAUGUUCAUUCGAAAUUGUUGGAAACUUUUUAUUUUUUAUUCAUGGAGUAAAACUUUUUAAGUUUAUAGACGAAAAUAUUUUGAGAAUUAUCGAAAUUAAACUAGACAAAGACAAACAGAUUUUGAAAUGACUUAAAUAUGACUAAGACUAAUAAGUAUUUUCGUCCAAAAGACUAAGACGAAAAUUAAAAUGGCUGCCAAAAACAACACUGGUUGUCAGAUUGAAAGUCGGGAAAAAAACAGAACUGACUCAGAAAACUUUCUUGCUGCUAAGUGAUAGUGCUCAACACAGUUGCCAUAUGAAAGAAAGUGAUUUAAAUGCAGUCCUCAGCAAUUUGAAAGAGAAGGCUUCUAUUUUGUCGCUGUUUUACACUUCUUUUCCAAUGUCGUCCAGAUGUUGCAGGCGAGCUACUGUCAUGCAAGUGAACAUCUCUAAAGGAAUGAUACGUAAAGAAGAAAAACAGUCCACAAUUUUGCUACUGAAAGAAACAUAUGUGAAUGCCACGGUCUUGAAAUAUGCAGGCUAAGCUCAGUGGAUACUCGUUUGUGGCUGAAGCCUACAGGAAAUGGCUCUCCGAAAGCCAAUGACAACAAAGUGCCAGAACAGGGAAAGCAGGGUUCUCAUAGAGCUCACGGAGGGAGGAGGAGAAAGAGAGGGAGGUGGUAAGGGAAGAUAGAUGGGUUUCGAUAUUUUCCAAAAUAGUAGCAAGGGUAUACACCACCAAUGUGGUUGGGUGCUCGUUUUUUGAAAUCCUAGUCGUUUGUGGUCGGUAGUUUUGAACGUUAAGUCCCUGAAGAUGACCCUGGUGAUUUGAUCUCUUAAAUACCUCAAACCUCUGCCCCAAAAAAAUGGUGUUUUGGGUGUUCUGUCAUCAUUUGACAGCUCGGUUCAGACGAUUAAAGUUAAUGCCAUCACCAUGUAUUGGAUCGUGAGUUCAAUGUGGCGUAAAACUGCAUUUGGCAGCUGCAUUGUUUAAUCUGGACUUGGUCGAAAAUGACUAUCGUUACCACAUGUAAUAAUUGCAAACGAACACUUUUGUGUCGGGCACAUUUGUGAUGUCAAUUCAAGUCAUUGCUUUGGGGUUCAAAAUGCAUAUUUUCAGAUUUAUCUAUGUCAAGGAAAUUUGAGACUACAAUGAUGGGCUGUGCGGAGACAGACAUCAGUUUUUAGACGUGGUGUAAAUUACUGUGCAAUUUUCUGCAGGGGAGACAAUGGUGUUGUGGAGACUGGUGGUCAGGUGACCAAAGAAAUCCCGCCUCCUAUGCUAAUGAGGAGCAGUUGCUAAAUAAAAGCAGCUCAUGUUGAUGCUUGACAGUACUAAACAUUGCCUUCUUCCCGCUUUAGGAGCAGCCAUGCUUUUUUCCAUUUAAACCAUUUGUUUAUUUUCAGUUGGGAGUUUCUAGGAUGGCAUAAUGCUGAUCUCACCUUAAUCUAAUCCUACAAAAAAAACUGAUCCCAUUCAAGAUGUGCCACUGCACACUGUUCUUCUAGGCUUGUGCAUUUUUACCUUUUUGUAGAAAAACCUGACUAUGAUUUAAUACCUUUUUUUCCUAUGAAAGUCUGAGGUACCUGGCCUGCCACCGGGAAUGUCCAGAGCCACAAGAUCAGCCUCUCGGUCUCCGAGCCACUCGAGAUCUCGGUCCCGAUCGCGUUCCAGAUCAAGGUCCACCUCACUGUCUCGAAGGAGUAACUCACGAUCCCACUCUAGGAGACAUCGUUACAGCUCUAGGUCUCGGUCCCGAUCACGGUCCCGGUCAAGAUCUCAAUCUCCGCAUUACAACCGUGACAAGAAAUACCAGAACAGUCGUGAAUUCCGGGGCUACCAUCGCGGCUUCCGGAGGCCUUACAACUUCCGAGGGAGAGGGCGGGGCCACUUCUCACGUGGACGAUUCCAACGUGGUGGCGGUGGCAGAGGCUACAAUAACAAUAACAACAGUAAUUUCCGAAACAACUGGAAAAAUCACAAGCAGAACCCACAGAAGCAGCAAAAGCAGCAACACCAAAACCAGUCUCAAGGGCGAUCCCACGUCCAAAAAUUCUCCAGGAGCCCCCCUCCACCUGGGCACUCCCGCCAAUAUGAUCGAUCCCCUUCACCCUCAUUAAGGGAAUCUCAGCAUUCUAACGCUCCCUCUAAUGGCACUCCUCCAAAAGCCCCUUUGGUGGCAGGUCAGAGUUCUGACAAUGUGAAAGAGGAGCUCUUGGCCUCAAAAGAGGUCCAGAUGCAAGGGCCAGAAAGGGAGCAAACAAAAUCAGGACAAGCCCGAGAUGUGCAAAACAUCGGUGAAACUGAGGGGGGCUGGCAAGUCCUGACAGAAUGCAACGGCAGUCCAAAGAAAACCAGUCAAGAAAAUCUUGCUGUUAAUGUUCAGAAUGAUCAAAACUCAGAGCAGUCUGGUUCCUCACCCCAGAAGCUGAAUGACACCAGCAAUGGUGCCCCCGCUUGGCAGCCAGUGUGUAAUGCACCUGCUACUACAAAAAUGUGUUCACAAGAAGCACUGAAUCAAAUGCUUUGCAGCCUUGAUAUCUUUAAGAGUGAAGAAUAUUCAGAUGGAGACAAAACUGCGCUCUCCAUUGCUUUCAGAAAGUUUUUGAAGGAGCACAGUAAAAAAUCCAAACCGACUGGGGAAAACAGCCCAGAGGCAAACACUGUAGAUGACCACCAAGGUGUUUCUGAGCCACCUUUAAAGCGCUACAAAGAAGACCUGAAUGGCAAAGUUCCUUUAAACCAUUUGUUGAAGGAUUCGCCUUCUCUGUCUGAUGAGGCGGAGGAAAAGAUGCUCCUCAUGUCGAGAAACAAAGACAGGCAAAAUGGGGAUGUGAACAACUCAAAUCCAAGGGUUGUUAAUUCAGCCAGAGAGCCAUUUGAAGAGUGCUUUGACAGAUUGAAAAGCAUGGCCUCUUCACAGGAAGGUGAUGGCAAACCUGAGUCUUUGAGAGAAGAGCUGUACAUCCCUCAUAAAUUAGCUACAGUUACUCAGCAAGAAAUGGAGGGUACUUUUGAAGGUCUUGGUUGCAGACCCAGAAAAAUGUCUGAAUCUCCCUUAAUGCCGUCUCGCAUAGCACUGUUGAGGCGGAACUCUGACAGGGAGAUGUCUAUGAUGGGAGAGGACAUUCCGCUUUUGCAUUUGAGAAAACCUGAGACCAAGAUUAAUGUCAGAAUGGAUUUUCUUGGAGACAGCAUGAUAGGUACUUCAGAGAUCUUAGCUCAGGAGAGACAACUGUCCCAGGACCUGGUGCAAUCCUCAAAGAGGGGCCAGGAAUUUCGUUCCAUCUUUCAGCAUGUUCAGAUAGCCCCUAUGCAGAGAACUCCUGCCGAGCUGUUUGCUCAGCACAUUGUGGCCAUUCUGCACCACAUAAGAGCUCAGCACUUUUCACCAUCCCGAUUGACUCUUAACGAGAGAUUCACCUUAUACCAAAGACAAGCUGCAGAGAAGGAGAGCAUGAAGCCGAGAAAAAGCCCAGAGAUUCACAGGAGAAUUGAUGUAUCACCAAGUGCUUUUAAGAAACACUCUCAUAUUUUUGAGGCAAUGAAAAGCUCAGAGGAUGGCACUAACAAGGACACUGGGGAAAAAACAAAGGCUGACCCAAUGGACCUGCGCUUAGAUAUCGAACGGCGUAAGAAAUAUUCCAGCCGUGAAAGAGAUUACAACCAGGAUGGAGUUGACGAUUCCCCAGACACCAGUCAAGAGAGAUCUCAGGAAAAAUUCUCUAAGAGAUCAAAGACCAGCGAGAGCAAGGGCUCUCGCUCCAGGUCGUCGUCCUCAUCGUCGUCCUCAAAGUCCAACGUGGAUGAUACGCCCAAACCUGAAGUAAAAAAUGAAGGCUUUAAUAGGGCUCAGCUGGCUCCGACUGAAACAUCUACAGAGAAAGACACACCGUGGAGAGGAUUUCAAGUACGAUUUCGUGGAAGGGGCUGGAAGAGGGGCAGCGACCAGAGAGACAGCAAUCCAGACAUGGGAGUAGCACCCAAAAACCAGGACUGGGAUCAGGAAUGUGCCCUAAAGAGCAGAACUUACUACUUGCACGAUGACAGAGAUGGUGAGGCAGAUGACAGCAAGUGGUUGGACAACCAUGGAGACCGAGGAUCCGGCGAAGGCGGGUUCUCACGUGGUCAAGCGAGAUUUAUCAUACGUAAAACCAACGAUGGGAGGCCGAACAACAAUUGGGCCCAAGAUAAGUUCCUGGUCAACGGAGAGAAAAGCAGAAUGCUGGAUAACCAGAUGGAACGAAAACAGAGAGACAGAAAUGCUUGAGUAUUAACACCUCAAGAGACCAUUUUCUUAUAGGGUCCGAUUCGUAUCCACUGGAAUACUCUAAAAAUGCAAAUUCCAGGGGUUUUGAAUCUAAUUUCUUACAAAAUGUUACUUGACAGUCAUUACACAGAGGACUUCUGUUUCGCAUAACCUUCUUUUGUCAUGGCCAUGCUUUGCAGAAUGACUGUUGGAACUUUUUGAGUGGCAAUACUAAAAUUCACUUUUGUGCCCUUAAUAUUUAUCAUUGUUACACAUUUCAUGUUUUUUAUAGUUAUAGCUGUAUCACAUUGGAAUUUGGAGUUACUUCAGGACACUGUUAAUCUGAAUCUGACAAAGGGACCAAACUACAGGGUAAUCGAAAAGUCUGGUCGUCUAUCGGAUUCACAAUAGCUUAGCAUAGAGCUACCUUGACGUUAAUGACACUGUUCAUGUUUUGAAUUUCUGUUGUCAGAAAUUUAGCAAACUCGAAAACACUUAAAAUGUCUCAAAUUAGAUUUUGGUUUUUGUGUUCACCUGUGUUUAAGUAUUUUAAAACAAAAACAAAAAAAUGCAUCAUCGUGUUCUCAACAUUUUGAAGUCACAUUUUUACACUAGAAAAGAAUGUUUGUGCAUUUUUGUUUGCCAAAGUAUCUUAAAAACAAUUUGUUUACGUCUGUUUGUGUAUACGAAAAAGCUCUAGCGUCCGCAGUAUGCACAGGGUGCAUACAUGAGUGGUAUUUAUACAAACUGUUAAGAUUAUAAAAAGGUUGCAAUGAAUAGUCUACAUCAAGUUCAGCGAUGUGCAAAAACGACAUUAAAAAUAGUAUUUGUUUUCACCUGAUUUGCCUGUUUGUGAUAUGCUGGUGCUAACUGGCGCUAUUAAAAAAAUAUAUAUAUAUCGCUGUGUGUCACGGGUGUUUAUUGUGUUAUUAAAGACUGUUUUAUGAAAAACUGAUGAGAAUUCAGUUGAACCGAGUGUCUCUUAAUUGCCGUAGUCAUAAAUCAAUGCUUCCUAUCCAAAUAUGCACCAUGGCAACUAAAACUGUUGCGUUAGUGGAAAGGAACACAAUACUCAGGCUCUGACAUCCAUCAACAUAACAAUGGGUGAUGUCACAGCAAUUCCUUGUAGCUACAUCAUUUCACUUCAUGUAUGUGUAUUCAUGUUUCAGAUGCCGAUGACACAUGCUAAUUCUGUAUUGUGCCUACUGACUUGACAAGUCACACGGAAAGACAAAAAACUA